Cyprinodon variegatus (sheepshead minnow) is the source of this 4111-nucleotide messenger RNA. Its product is annotated as GTPase IMAP family member 8-like. Lineage: Eukaryota; Metazoa; Chordata; Actinopteri; Cyprinodontiformes; Cyprinodontidae. The transcript is spliced from 5 exons. Gene Ontology annotation, molecular function: GTP binding. The coding region runs from base 145 to 1539 and encodes 464 amino acids. The record is from RefSeq and is a predicted model, not a curated record.
CUCUCCAUCUGAGGGAGCAUGACAUACUUUUGUUUUCAUUCCUUUGCCAAUCCAGUGGCUCAAAAAGCUUUGAACAUCAGCUCGGAUAAUUGUGGACUUACCAAAGGCAGAGGGAUCCACUAGUGACCAAAGCAGUGUGACAUCAUGGCAGAGGCAGAGCCUGAUAAUCCGAACCCAUUGAGGAGUUCUGGGAGCUUUGAAUUCACUCGUCCAAAUUUGGCAGAGGAGAGCGAUCGAGACGAGGAUGAAGGUUUAACCAUGACUGUAAAAGCUAAACAUCCCCUGAACCUGGUUCUGUUUGGAAGACAAAAAGCAGGGAAGACCUCAGCAGCCAAGGCCAUUCUAGGUCAGACAGACCUUCCUUCAGCCUCCAACUCAUCAGAGUGUGUUAGAAACCAGGGAGAGGUUUGUGGACGUUGGGUUUCUGUGGUGGAGCUGCCUGCCUUGUAUGGAAAAGCUCAGCAGGAAGUGAUGGAGGAAUCAUUCAGGUGUAUCUCCCUCUGUGAUCCUGAAGGUGUCCACGCCUUCAUCCUGGUCCUACGUGUGGGUCCCCUCACUGAUGAAGACAAGGGAGAAUUACAGACCAUCCAGGAAACAUUCAGCUCUAGAGUCAAUGACUUCACCAUGAUCCUGUUCACUGUGGACUCAGACCCUACAGCUGUAGAUGUUAACGUCAUAGAGACUGAUAGAAACAUCCAGGAGCUCCUUCAGAGCUGUGGAGGAAGAUAUGCUGUUCUCAACAUCAAGGAUCCAAAGCAGAUCCCCCAACUGUUGGACAUUGUGGGAGAGAAAAACAUAUCUGAUAAUAAAACACAGAGCUACACAACAGUAAUGUUUGCAAAUGUCCAAAAGGAAAGACUACUGAAACAACAGAAAGAACUAGAAGAAUUAAAGACAGAAAAGAUGGGCAGUGAUAAGAAAAACACCCCAGAGUGUCUAAGGAUUGUCCUGAUUGGGAAAACUGGGAAUGGAAAGAGUUCAUCAGGAAACACCAUUCUGGGGAAAAAAGUGUUCACAUUUGGAUCAAGUCAAAGAUCAGUAACUAAACGCUGUCAGAAAGAGCAAGGUUUAGUCAACGGUCGCCCUGUUGUGGUUGUUGACACUCCUGGUUUAUUUGGAAACAGUUUGUCCCAUGAAGCAGUCAGUGAGGAGCUGGUGAGAUGCACCAGUCUUCUGGCUCCAGGUCCACAUGUCUUCCUGGUGGUGAUUCCAAUCGGCAGAUUUACAGAAGAGGAGAACGAGACUUUAAAACGCAUCCAUAAGGUGUUUGGUAAAAAUUCAGAAAAAUUCACCAUAAUUCUUUUUACUAGAGGAGAUGAUCUGGAGUAUGAGGAGAAGUCUAUUGAAGAUUAUGUGGAAAAGAAUUGUGAGGAACCCUGCAAGAAGCUGAUCAGAGACUGUGGAGGGAGAUACCAUGUGUUUAACAACCAUGGGAAAUGGAAUCGAUUACAAGUCAGAGAGCUGAUCAGAAAGGUCGACAUCAUGGUGAGGGAAAAUGGAGGCCGCUAUUACACAAACGAGAUGCUGCAGGAGACCUAAGCUGAGAUACAAAAGAGAAUGGAGAAAAUCCUGAAGGAAAAAGAAGAAGAUAUAAAAAAACUGAAAGAGGAGCUGAAAAAGAAAAAUUGAAGAAGAAAAAGAAGCAAUGAAAAGAAAAAUUAGAAAACAAUUAGCUGAGUAACUUAGAGACGGAAGAAAACAUCAUCAAGAAAAAACAACAGAUAAGAGAAGAAGAAAAGAGGAGGAAUAACAACACCAACAGUGGGAAACAGAACGACAAAAAAGAUUAAGAUGGAAUCAGAAGAAAAGGAAACAACUGACAGAAAACUGGAAGAGAUGAGAAAACGGAUGGAAGAAAAAAAGAGACGUCUGGGAGAAGGAGAGGAAGGAGUGGUGGGAAAAACGACACAGAGAGGAUGAAGAAAGAAGAGAAGAACUAAAGAGGCUUCAAGAGAACUUAGACAAAGAAAGAGAAAAAUAUGAAAAUAAAACAAAACAAUAUGAUCAGGAGAGAAUGGAAAAAGAAUUAGAGGAAAAAUAUCUGAAACAGGCCAGAAAACAGGCUGAAGAAUCCAGCUCUAAGAAAUAUUAUAUGAAUACAACAAAUAGGAUAGUAGCAGAUCCUUGAAAUACAAAAGAAAUGUCAUGGUGAUAUAAAACUAAGAAUUUCUGUAAAAAAAUCAAUGAUCCAAAAAAUGAUUAGAACACCAUCCAAAAUAAGAUGUGGACAGGCUUAAUAUGCCCCCAAUUUGAUCAAUAUUAAGCCAGACUCAUCAAGCUCUUCCAGGAGGAUCCAACACUCUGAACAACUCAAAUUAGUUAAUUUUACAAAAAGUCUCAAUUUACAACUCACCAGCUCAAGGAUGUUUAUACUCAGUUGAUCAAAUCAGUUAGUUUUCUAACUACAAGGAGAUCCAGCUGGUUACACUGAGUCAUUGAUUUCCAGCAUUCACUCCUAAAUCAGCAGAUACAGAGCAUGCCUCAAAGAUUCCAAACAGUAUAGCAGAAUCGGGAUCUGGGUUAAUCUGGGUCUGCAUGGUGCUGAUGAUGCUGUAGCUGUUAGCUGUAUGGGGGCCACUGGUGUCUGGUGAACACUCAUUCUGAUGUAAAUAUCUGUAAACUUUAAUUCAGCUUCAUUUUUUAUAUUUGAAUUUGUCCGAAAAAAGACAGAGGCAGACUUAAAAGAGGUUAAAAUACUAUUAGUUGAUGGUCUUUUUUUUUGUUCCUGGCAUUACAUCUAUUAUGCAUAACAUUUAUUAUAACUUAACUUUGAACAAAACUUAACUCCAGAGGAAGAAAAAAAUAUUUGGUUAUCUGAUGAUUUUGUGUUUUUUCACAUUCAGCAAUGAAAAGUAUUAAUAUUUUAAGGAUUUUUAAAUUAUAAAGAGGAAUGAUAUAAAAAAAAUUACAGAUAAGACACCUUCUGUGAAAGUUAAAUAGGUUUUUGAUCAAGAUGUAGCAGUUGGUUGAGAAACUUUUUCUGGAUCAUAAAUGUUUUGUCUUCUGUCUUGUGUUCUGAAACCUGAUAUCUGCAAGUUGUCUUUGCAGAGACUGAUCCAGGGCUUAGAAAGUGAAAUUGGAAUAAAUAAAAAAAUACAAAAAGCAUUCUGUAAUUGUUUUCUAUCAUUUCUUCUGCCAGUUAUUCUGUAACAUUUAUUGUUUCAUUUUUCAUUUUUUGUGUUUUUUUUGCAAAACUGGUUUUCUUUAGAUAGUCCAAUGUGAUUAAACACUCAAGGCAGAUGCAUUGUUUGGAGACUACUAAAAGCAUAAAUAUAGGAAUAUUGUAUAUGUAAUUAUUUUAACUCAAAGCAGAAAUGUGUAUAAAAAUAGAUGUUUCAUGGAUGAAUUGCUUCAUUUGGUUUGUUUUAUGUUAACUGCUUUUAAUUAAGACUUGAAAAUAAGUGUAAGAGGUUAUUUCCUGUUUUUGACCUUGCUUUUUUAAGCCUCUGUGCUUCUGAAUUAUUGCUUUGCCAUUAGCGUAUGCAUCACAGAGAAAAGCGUAACAAGGUAAAUAUGGGGAAUUUAGCAUAAAGUCAUUGAUACACAUUUUCAUUUAGUGUCAGAGAAGGCCUUAAAAAAAAGAUGGGGGAAUGUGGUACUGCAGUCCGUCCCAACCCCUUAACCCUAAUCAGUAUGCUCCUUUCAGGCUCUGACUGCAAACUUUUUUAUGGUACUGUAGAAGAAAAACCAAAUGCUUUGUCCCCAUUUCCUCGUGUACAUGAAAAUUAAAAAGUCUCUAUAUUGCAGACUGUAGGCCCCAUGAUGUCAGAAAGCUUUAGACAGUGAAAUUAUUCAUCACCUACAUAAAAAAAAGUCUGAACACAAAAAGACAGACGUUUGUCUGCUGCACAUAAGCUAAGGUGUAGAGUAAUUACUUCAUAGAUUGUGACCAACCUCAAAGAGCCAUGGAAAUCCCUAUCCGGUACAUGGAGGCAUUAACCAAAGGCUUUCAUGUCUUGGAAUACAUCCCAAUAAUCUACAGUAUAAUCAAUAAUACAGACUGACUCCAUCAAUUUCUGCUUGGUUCUAAAAAAAUGUAAGAUCAUCGUAAAAAAUGCAAUUUUCACUGCAGGGUGUUGGUGGCCUAGUAGUUAGGGCAUUGCCCUAGGAG